Messenger RNA from Orussus abietinus, 3946 nucleotides. RefSeq names its product monocarboxylate transporter 9 (gene hrm). The transcript has 5 exons. The record is from RefSeq and is a predicted model, not a curated record. Lineage: Eukaryota; Metazoa; Arthropoda; Insecta; Hymenoptera; Orussidae. Gene Ontology annotation, biological process: monocarboxylic acid transport; transmembrane transport. Gene Ontology annotation, molecular function: monocarboxylic acid transmembrane transporter activity. The coding region runs from base 437 to 2287 and encodes 616 amino acids.
CGCAAACGGGUAGGAGCUGGUACCACGUGGUCGUCGCAGAGGUACGCGGCCUCGUUGGAGUCACGCCGGUCGACGCGUGGACCGUAAACGGUAUUCCCGGAAUCGCGAGGGACCUCAGUCGGCGACCGACCGUCGAACCGACCGGUAGUCGCGAAUCGCGGAGAGGCUCCGGCAUCGGUUUCUCGCAGUCAGGGCGCCGAGCGACGCGCCUAUGUGCCAGGAACGCGGCGUCCACCUCCAGCGGGGAACCGGCGAAGCGGCAACGUCGGGAUCUAUGUGUCCCGACGGCGAGGACGACAGGUCCGCCUCCGACACCGCGUUUCACGAACACUGACCGGGGUGUCGCCACCGGCGCCCGCCGCGUUUAAAUUUGCCGCGCGACAGCGCGACCGCGAACCCCCCGCCGACCGUCCCGCGGGGUGCGGGCUGAGCGGGCAUGCAGCAGGAGAAGGAGCAGGACAAUGGAAUCAACGUCAGGUUCAAGGAGGAGACCAGAAAGGGCCCCUACACGCUGGUCCCUCAAAAGAACGCGGACUCUGGUCUUCCCCGAAUCACCAACGGCACAGUUAAAAAUGAAGUGGGAGAGGGAGAACUCGUGCCACCAGACGGAGGCUGGGGAUGGCUCGUCCUCUUGGCAUCUGUCAUGGUCAAUCUUCUCAUCCCAGGAACCGUCAAAUCAUUUGGCGUCCUCUUCGUGGAGUUCCUUGAGGUUUUCGACGCUUCUCCAGCAGCCGCUGCCUGGAUACCCGCCCUCUGUUACUUCCUUUACAGCUCACUCGGUCCUCUUUCCAGUGUUCUCUCCGUCAAGUAUUCCUAUAGGACGGUAACCUUAAUCGGUGGAACGUUUGCAGCGGUAGGAAUGAUGCUUAGUUAUUUCGCUAGCUCCGUGGGUUUCCUAUGCGUGAGCUAUGGCGUACUUGUUGGAAUCGGUGCUGGACUGGCAUUUCCUCCUACGGUUUACAUCGUGACUUCUUACUUCGUGAGAUUGCGUGGACUCGCCAAUGGCCUAUGCAUUUCUGGCAGUGCGCUAGGGUCGAUAUUCCUGCCACCGGUUCUUGGAUAUCUUCUACAAGAAUACGGUUACAGGGGUGCAGUAUUAAUAAUGGGAGCAGUAACGCUGAACGUUUGGGCGAGCGCGCUUUUGUACGACCCAGUUGAGAAACACAUGAAAUUCGUCCCGUCUUCGGAGGACCCGGAAGACCGAGACGGCGUGGAGACCGCUUCGAUAAUCCUGACAAGUCCCGAGGAAGAGAAGAAACUCAAUCUCCUGAUCGUCUCCAACUCUCAGGUGAAGACUGCCCCUACGGUGCCAAAGAGCGCAUCCAGCGUCGCGCUAGAGAAUUACAGGAACACGCCGGUUCAGACUAGAACGAGGAAAAUCAGUAUGCCAAGCGGAAGAGAUAUCGCUGGACAGAUGCACAGUACGCCAGCCUUGCACGCGGUUCCCGAACGGUGUGGGAUGGAAAGUGGCAGAGUUCGGCGAAAGACCCCUUUGAGAUCGCCGAGCUCGUCGUCCUUCAAUUACAUCAGUACCCCGUAUCACGGGAGUACCCUUUCGGCCCUGCACCCAGAACACGCGUCGACGUUGACCCUGAACGCGAUAUCGAACACUUUCAGGAAGACUCCGGAAAAGUCAGCCAAGGAGGAGGAAGGACCUAGUAACAAAUUCUUCGACGUGAGCCUUCUCAGGGACCCGGUAUACCUCGUCAUUCUGAUCUCGAAUUCUACUAACGCCGUCAGUUACACCAACUUUGUGAUACUACUACCGACUUACGCGAUAUCUCUGAAAUUCGACAAGAGCAUGGCUUCGCUGUUGCUGUCGACGGUGUCGGUGCUGGACCUCAUAGGGAGGAUAGGCGGCUCGGCCCUGUCGGACGUCAAGAUCAUGCCGAAACACUGGUACUUCGUUGGCGGCUUGCUGGUAUCGGGCGUGUCUUUGGCCUUGCUGCCUUUAGCAACCACGUACACCAUGCUGUCCGUUUACUGUGGAAUAUUUGGACUGGCUUCGGGCAUUUACGUAGGCAUCACGGCGGUCAUCAUGGCGGAUAUGCUCGGCACCGAGAAGCUGACGUCGUCCUACGGUAUCUCUCUUUUUGUGAACGGUAUUAUUCAGCUCAUAGGUCCACCUAUUUGCGGCCUGGUUUACGAGCAGAUUGGAAGUUACGGACCUAUCUUCAGUACUUUAGGAAUAAUCCUCGUCGCUGGGGGCUCUCUGUGGGGAUUCAUGCCCUUUAUCAGAAAGCGGCAAGCCGCGAUGAAUAAUACCGCUCAGAUCGACAAGUUAUAGCAGACGAACUGUCUCUUCCUCGAGAUCCAGAGGCCUCGUUGCGAUCGCCAGGAAAGCCUUGUUACACCUCCUAGUGAUGGAAUGCCCGACGACGUUUGCGGACAAGAUGACUAGCGAGACCGUUCUCACGUGGACUGCGAUGUCCACGUGAGAACGGUCCACUUCGUUCCUUACAUUGCGAUGACAACGCGAACAAGUGUAUAGUACUGCUAUUAUGUUUCUUGUCGGCAACAUUUGAUCUUUUAAUGUUAUCAAUUAAAACGCGAUACUGGACGCGAGGUCAUCUGUAUGAGAAUUUAAUAUGUAAAGACUAUGUUAGGGCGAAUUGAAGAUGACUGUAGCUAUAUUAUACAAUGUCAUUAGUAAGCAGCGAUAUUAUUACCGUAAUGCCACAAGUGUGCUGGGCAUUGCCAUAAAUGACCUUGUGUACGACACACAUUCGACGUUUUUCUGACGGACCACGUAUAACUGUUACAAUUGCCGCAUUAGGUGACACAAGACGUAGCGAUUUGCACAGCUAAAAUUUCAAAUCGCUUGUACAGUUCGCCGACUAAUCCGUGCAAAUGGUUUUACAACUAAUGAGGUCUUAUCGAACGCCUUGACUACGCGUACGUACGCGUUAAUAUAUGCUUUAGGGUUGAAGGCACAAUUUUGAAGCAUCUAACAAAAUUAUAAGACAUUCUAAAGUAUAGUUUUUAUAAUUGUAUUACAAGAGCGGUGAUACAAAUUGUCUUAAUUCGUCAAUCGGUUCGUUAGGCCGAGAUAUCAAUUAAGUUAGUACAAAAAGGGUUUUCAAGCACAAAUUUUACUUUCCUUCGACGGUCUUGUUAUCGAAAUUGUGUCAGACGUGUCUAACACUUGUAAAGAAAAAGAAAUAGUCAAAAGCGGACAUCUCUAUAAAAACUACCUUGCCUUAUGAUUACGAUACUACGAUAUAAGAUCGAUCAAAGAUCUUGACUGCAAUUAUAGAAAGUAUUCCCCCAGUAGCACAAACGCCGUAAUAUCGAACUAAAUAGAUUACUUUUGUAACUGUACUGCACCUUUAGUCAAUGUAAUGGAUCGCAAUUAUGCUACCAGAAUUUUGGAAAUAUUAUGGUUACAAGAGCCUGAAAGCAACGUACAGACUGCCCGUCUUCGAUGCAGUAUCGUGGGCAACAUCACAUUAUAAAAUAAGUUUAAUUACAAUAGACCGAAAAUGUAACCGCGCGAUCAACCGCACACAUAAACACAAUUACGAUAUACCAAGCGAAUGUCUAGGCAAAAGUUUACGUGGACGGUGUGCUAAGGAUGCACAUGAGGUCUGUAAUAUUUCGAAGGAGCUCUAAUAUACUUGGUGCAAAUAGAUUACAGUAUUUUAUAGAUUAUUUUAUAUGAACUUUUCAUUCAAUGUAUUAUAGAAAGUUAAGAUAUGUGCACGUUGCUGCCACCCACUACUGAACCAUGUUCAAUGUAAAAAUAAACGUACGGAUAACAUAUCAUCUUUGAAACUUGUAUACAUUAAUGUCCUAUGGGAUUUACAGACUCGGAGAAAUUAAUUUCGUCGCACUCUUUAAUUUCAAUGAUUAGUGUUUCUUUGUGUUCACUUGUCACGUACAAAUCAAUGCUGUUUUUUUUUAUAGUAUAGAAAUUGCAGAGAAAGGUUAAUUGUUAUCCUAAAAA